AGAGACAGAGAAAAAGAGAGAGAGAAAGGGAGCAGGACGGGACAGAAGUUGGACAGACCUGGGAGUGUGUGUGCAUGUGUGUGGAUUGCCAGCAGCUGGAAGCCAGAAACACAGAAUACCCAACAUGGCAGAAAGCACAGACAUGGACCAGCUUCUUAACUCCUUCAAGAAAUUUGCUGUUCAUGGUGACACCAAAGCCACUGGCAAGGAGCUGAAUGGGAAAAACUGGGCUAAACUGUGCAAAGAUUGCAAAGUCAUCGAUGGCAAGAACGUCACCAGCACUGAUGUAGAUAUCGUCUUCACAAAAGUCAAAGCAAAGACAUCUCGGGUCAUAACAUAUGAGGAGUUCCAGAAAGCUCUAGAAGAAUUGGCCCCAAAGAGGUUCAAAGGUCAAAGCAAAGAAGAAGCACUGGAGUCGAUAUAUAAGCUAAUUGAGGGCAAAGAACCCACCAACAUUGGUGUAACGAAAGUGGCAAAAACUGCCGCUGUGGACAGACUAACCGACACAUCAAAAUAUACGGGCUCACACAAGGAGCGCUUUGAUGAGACCGGGAAAGGCAAAGGUAAAGGUGGCCGAGAGGAAAUCGUGGAGCACACGGGUUAUGUAGGAGCAUACAAGAACGCAGGAAAGUACGAUGAGAAGACGAAGGCCAAGUAAAGUCUCCAUGUCCGAGCUCCAUCUUGAGCAGCACUUAGGUCUGGACCAAAGCCAAACUUGAACUGUGACCUGUAACAUCACACAGCCACUAUGCAGUGUAAAGCAAGAAGUGUUGUAAAUGUUUGUCUUCAAGGAUAAAGAACAUAGUAUUACAGUCGGUUUUCUUUAGAAAGUUGACAGAAGGGUGAAAGGAACCGGUUAGAACUGGUUUGACUCCUUUCAUGCAGUGACCGGCCCCUGCUGUAAGAAAAAAAUCAGGUGAAAAUCUCAAAAAGCAAGCAUAAAGAUGCUCUGUUGGGGGGGAAACAGAUAACUGGUGUUUUUGUCGUGUAUGUUUUUGUUCAAAAGCUACAAGAAAUGUGCAUAUGAACAUCAUAAUGCAAGCACAGGAUGCUUUUUAAGAGAUUUGCAUUAUUACAGCCUGUGUAAUGAAUGCUCUUACUGAAUUGCUGUCAUUACAUUAACUAACAAUAUUCACUGCCAAAAUUCAUUUGUCAAUGUAUAUUUCCUAAAUGGUCAACCAGCUUUAUUGUGUAUCAUCUACCCUUCUGUUCUGUUGUUUGCAAAAAUAUCUCCAAAAAUGCAAUGUUACAGCUUACUGUGUUACUUAAACUGGAAAGUGUCUUUGUAUAAAAAAACAUUACUAAUCAUAUUUUGGUGUGUUAUAUUUGACAUUUUGUUUUGUAUUUUGGUCUAUUUUAUAUAACAAAUAAAAUUCAUAAACAGA
Molecule: messenger RNA, 1385 nt
Organism: Danio rerio (zebrafish)
Lineage: Eukaryota; Metazoa; Chordata; Actinopteri; Cypriniformes; Danionidae
Gene: tppp3
Product: tubulin polymerization-promoting protein family member 3
Biological process (GO): microtubule polymerization
Cellular component (GO): cytoskeleton
Molecular function (GO): tubulin binding
Source: RefSeq, marked validated